Molecule: messenger RNA, 381 nt
Organism: Scedosporium apiospermum
Lineage: Eukaryota; Fungi; Ascomycota; Sordariomycetes; Microascales; Microascaceae
Exons: 3
Coding region: 1-381 (126 amino acids)
Cellular component (GO): endomembrane system; membrane
Source: RefSeq, a predicted model, not a curated record
AUGAGCGGCAAGUUUGAACCGAAGGAGCCAGUCCAGCUCAACCCGCCGAACUACACACCCAUCUCAGUCGAGGAGCUUGGAAAGCACAACGGCACUAAUGGACAGCCCUGCUAUGUGGCUAUCAAGGGCAUAGUGUUUGAUGUCUCUGGCAAGGAAGCGUAUCAGCCCGGCGGCAGCUACUCAGCCUUCUCCGGAAAGGAUGCCUCGAGGGCAUUGGGCCUGAUGUCAACGAAGACCGAGGAUGUUCGACCGGACUGGUUUGACUUGGAUGACAAGGAGAAGAAGACCCUUGAUGACUGGUACACCUUCUUUUCCAAGAGGUACAACAUCGUCGGAACCGUCGAGGGUGCUACAAACAAGGAUCCAAGCAGCUCUCUGUAG